This is a messenger RNA of Candidula unifasciata, 382 nucleotides long. Lineage: Eukaryota; Metazoa; Mollusca; Gastropoda; Stylommatophora; Geomitridae. The record is from the annotation of a GenBank genome assembly.
AUGAUGGUGGACAAGUUGUUUGCUGGACUUCUCUUUUUUAUCACUGUUAUUUCAAAUGGCAUAGAGUGGUGCUGUGUGAAGUUCAACCUUAAACCUGGACUUCCACAAAGAAUUCAAAUUCCAUCAAAUCAGACAUCAUCCUUUGUUAUUGAUGAUAUUCCAUCUGAUACCACCUUUGCUGUCUUCCAGCUUCACACCCAGCGAUACAAUUUAUCAUUAUCAUCAGAGCCAGCAUUUUCUCGGAGUGUCACCAAAAAUGGCACCAAUGUUGGUAUGACAACUUUGUGCAUGCCUAGCAUGACCCAGUUGGUUUGGUAUGUCAAAACAUUUGUCAAGUGUAAUGUGACAGCCGUCGCUUAUCUUCAUCUGUAUACAAAAAAUG